CAGACACCUGAGCACACAGACGGACCCCAUCUCCGAGGACUGGAGGACUAUCUGACCUUUUGUCUGAGACACCAAACUAAGCAACAGCUAGGAUGGCACCCAGUCCCUCCUUGGUGGUGCUUCUCUGCCUCACACAAGCCCUCCUCUGCACAGCGGUAAUAGACACCGGCUCCUUCCUGAUCUACAAUAAAGAACAUAACAAGUGUGUGGUUGCUGUGAGCCCCACAGUGGUCCAUACAGCAACUUGUAACCCCACGGCCAAGAACCAGAACUUUCGUUGGGCCUCACAGUUGCGCCUCCUCAGCCUGUCCGAGAAGCUGUGUCUGGGGGCCCAGGAAAUAAAGGACUGGGUCAAGGUGCUGCUCUAUCCCUGCGAUGAAACUAGUCCUCUACAGCAAUGGGAGUGUAAGAAUGAGACGCUUUUUGGUCUCAAGGGCCAGAACCUGCACUUAAACUACGGCAACCGCAAUGAGAAGAACAUUAUGAUCUACCAGGGUUCAGGAACAUGGAGCCGCUGGACCAUGUACAGCCCACAGAAUGAUCUCUGCUCCAAGGGAUACCAAGAGAUUUUCAGCUUAGGGGGGAAUGCCUUCGGCAGUCCCUGCCAGUUCCCCUUCAAGUUUGAACAGAAGUGGUUUGCAGAGUGCACGUUUGAGGGCCGCCCAGAUGGACUGUUAUGGUGCGCCACAGAGACAGACUACAAUAAGGACAGAAAAUGGGGAUUCUGUCCAAGCAAAUCUGCUCGAGGUUGGGACAGUGACCCAGUAACAGGAGUUUUGUACCAGAGGAACACCCAGUCAGUUCUGACCUGGCACCAGGCCCGGGUGAGCUGCCAGCAGCAGGGGGCAGACCUACUCAGCAUCGUGGAACUUCACGAGCAGACGUAUAUCUCAGGGUUGACCCAUAUCUUCAGCACAGCUCUUUGGAUCGGGCUCAACAGCCUGGACUUUGAAAGUGGAUGGCAGUGGAGCAAUGGAAACCCAUUUAGAUACCUCAAUUGGGCUCCAGGACACCCAUCAACUGAACCUGGUCUCAACUGUGGUGCUCUGCAUGCGGGCAAAGCCUCCAAGUGGGAGAGCCUGUCCUGCUCUAAGAAACUUGGUUACAUCUGUCGCAAAGGCAACUCCACCAAUCUCCCCCCUCCUCCCAUAGACCAGCCCAGCUUCUGUCCCAAUUACUGGGUACCUUAUGCUGGUCACUGUUACUUCCUGGAACGUACUAAGAAGAUGUGGCGGGAGGCUCUGACUGCCUGUCACAAAGAAGGAGGGGACUUGGCCAGUAUCCAUAACAUUGAGGAGCAAAGUUUUAUCAUAUCACAGUCUGGUUACUUGGCCUCGGAUGAGCUGUGGAUUGGGCUCAACGACCAGCAGAGCCAGAAUUUGUUUGAGUGGUCAGACCGCUCCCAUGUGACGUUCGCCCAAUGGCAGAUGGGUGAGCCCUCCCAUGAUACUAACUUCCAGGAAGACUGUGUUCUCAUCAGGGGAAAGGAUGGCAAGUGGGCUGAUAUCAUGUGUGAGAAAACUCAUGGAUAUAUCUGUAAGAAGAAAGCCUCUAUCAAGCCACCAGAAGGAGCCACAAAAGAAGUAAUUUCAGGAUGCAAAACUGGCUGGAUCAGGUUUGGAAUAUACUGCUAUAACAUUGGAUCAGAGACCAAAACAUUUGAAGAGGCGAAAACUAUUUGCCAAAAAAGUGACUCCAAUCUGGUGCAUGUGGAUAACAGAUAUGAGAGUGCUUUCCUGAUUAGUUUGGUGGGUUUGAGACCGGAGAAGUACUUCUGGACAGGCCUGUCCAACUUGGCAGAUAUAGAAACAUUCUUGUGGAGCAGUGGAACAGAAGUCAAGUUUACUCAUUUCAACGCUGGAAUGCCAGACAGAAAACAAGGCUGUGUUGCCAUAGCAACUGGCAUGUUUGCUGGACUAUGGGAUGUUUUAAGUUGUGACAGGAAAGAAAAGUACAUCUGCAAAAAGAUGGCGGACGGUGUCACAACAACAGCUGUCCCUCCCACCACUGCAACCCCAAGAUGUAUGGACGGGUGGCUUGGGUCUCCCAAAAGAAACAUCUGCUACAAGUUGUUCAAAAAGUCUAUCGUAAACAAGAAGAACUGGCAGGAGGCAAGAGACUUCUGCAAGGCCAUUGGAGGAGACUUGUUGAGUAUUCACUCUGACUCUGACAUAGUCAAUCUCCCUUAUGUUAGUUCAGCCUGGAUCGGCCUCAGCAUCCAGGAUCCAAAUGCAGGUUUUGUCUGGACUGAUGGGAGCCCAUUUUCAUUUGAGACGUGGGAAUUAGGAGAACCUAACAACUACAAUGACGCAGAAUUAUGUGUUGAGACUUACUUUGGGAGCUUAUUUCGAUGGAAUGACCGAAACUGUGAGGCCAACAAUGACUGGAUCUGUCAGAUACGCAAAGGUGAUACACCCAAACCUGAACCAGCUGUGGUUACGGAAGAGUACAACACCACAUCAGAUGGCUGGAUCAUAUACAAUGACACACAGUACUACUUCAAUAUGGAGGAAAUGGUUAUGGCCGAUGCCAGAGAGUUCUGCAAAAACAAAUUUGGGGACCUGGCAUCCAUCACUGGCAAUAGUGAGAGGAAAUUUUUAUGGAAAAAGAUAACAAAGGAGUCAUACUAUCAAUAUUACAUAGGCAUGAUUGUAAACUUGGAUAAGUCUUUCAGCUGGUUGGAUGGGUCUCCAGUCGCAUACACGUCAUGGGCACACAAUGAACCCAACUUUGCCAACAAUGAUGAAAACUGUGUGACGAUAUACAAGAACAUGGGCUUCUGGAAUGACAUUAACUGUGGUUUAGAGAUUCCCUCCAUUUGCAAGCGAAGCAGCAACUUUAUCAACACAACUCUUGCCCCAACUACUGUACCUAAAGGGGGCUGUGCCCCUGAGUGGGUCCAGUUUAAUGGAAAGUGCUACCAAUUCAAUAUGGAAAGCAACAAGAAAACAUGGCACGAUGCUCGGGAUUACUGCAUUAACCAUGGAGGAAACUUGGCUUCUAUCCUCAGUGAAAAAGAACAAGAUUUCAUUACCACUCAGAUGAACAGGUAUCCCUACGAUAUGUGGAUAGGCCUUAAUGAUGUCAACUUGGAAAUGAGAUUUCUAUGGACAGAAGGCAAAAAGCUUUCCUAUACAAACUGGGCUAAAGGACAUCCAGUAUCCAUGCCUGAAGGACGCUAUUCAUUUGAUUCGACAUUUGACUGUACAGUUUUGGUGGGAAGCAAUUUCAAACAAAUUGGAUUAUGGAAAGUGGAGGAUUGUUCAAUCCCUCAAGGCUUCAUAUGUAAAAGAACUGUUGAUUCUCAGAUUGCCCCACCAGCCACAACAGCAUCAACAAAUAAUUUCAUCAAAUAUGGCAAUAACUCCCUGAAACUGGUGCCCCAGAAGAUGAAAUGGGAUGAAGCCCGAAGACAAUGCAAAGCAGAAGAUGCGGAUCUAGCAAGCAUCUUGAACCCUAUCACGCAGGCUUACAGCUCAUUGCUUAUCCACAAGUAUGGAGGGUCUGUUUGGAUUGGCCUCAACAGCAAUUUGACAGAUGGCUUGUUCCGGUGGGUUGAUAACUGGCGCUUGGGUUACACCAAAUGGGGUCAAAGAGAGCCAAAGAUGAACCAAGGCUGUGUUUACAUAGAUGAGGAUGGAUCGUGGAAGACAGGCUCAUGUAGUGACACCCACUACUCUCUGUGCAAGACUUCUAAAGACGUGCCUCCCACUCAACCUCCCCAGCUCCCAGGCAAAUGUCCAGAACCCAAGAGGGGAAAGGCCUGGGUGCCCUUCAGAGGCCAUUGUUACGCUUUCUUCAACUCAGUGGUGGACAGCUGGGCCCGAGCCUCAGUGGAAUGUUUGAGAAUGGGGGGAUCUCUGGUGAGCAUUGAGGAUCCAUUGGAGAACCACUUUAUCCAGGAAAAUAUAGAACUUAUGCAGGAUGGCAUCAAGACUUUCUGGAUCGGGAUGCAUAAGAGCUACGAAGGUGAGUGGAUGUGGAUUAAUAACGACGUGUUGGACUAUACCAACUGGAAACCAGGAUCCCAUUCAGGGGACUGUGUUGAGAUACGUGCUGACACUGGACAGUGGAGCACUAACAGCUGUAUGAGAUACAAAUCCUAUAUCUGCAAAACUCCUAAAAUGAUCGUACCAACGGAGAUGCCGGCAAUCACUUCUCAGAAUGUCGAGGAUGCCCCCCACGGUUACGCUGGCAUCGCCGUAGCCGUCGUCUUGAUGAUAGUUGCUGUGGUGGGACUUGUCUUCUUCCUGUUCCGCAAUCGCAUCCCCAGCCCCGUGCUGGGAGAGAGCACGUUCGAUAACAGGCUGUACUUCAACAGUGACCCAUCACGCACCAUAACCACCGUUGACACCAAGGGCCUGGUGGCCAACAUAGAACAGAAUGAACAGGCCUAGAUGCAGACCUAGAAAAACAUUCCAACAGGGUUCUUCGACCAAAUAACAUUUUGAGAUGGAGAUGGAGGUAAUGACACUUGAGGUGAGAGCCAAAAACAGGAAGCAUACGCAGCUUAAACUAACAUGUACAUAAAAUGGAUUCCUGUAUUACAGACCUGCAACAUACUGAUUACUGAUUUGUGUGUGACAUAAAUGAAUAAAUGUUACUUAUAACUAACUUAUAAAUGUACUACUAAGUACAAUUAUAAGUAUUUAAAUGUAUUUUUUGCAUUUUGUGCUUAUAACACUGUCAAACAAACUGACCUUGGUUCUGAGAUUAAAUAGAUCUGACCUCAACAAAGGCA
Molecule: messenger RNA, 4741 nt
Organism: Osmerus eperlanus (European smelt)
Lineage: Eukaryota; Metazoa; Chordata; Actinopteri; Osmeriformes; Osmeridae
Gene: mrc1a
Product: mannose receptor, C type 1a
Exons: 30
Coding region: 93-4397 (1434 amino acids)
Biological process (GO): receptor-mediated endocytosis
Cellular component (GO): plasma membrane
Molecular function (GO): signaling receptor activity
Source: RefSeq, a predicted model, not a curated record